AUGUGGAACCCAAUUACAAGGGAAUUGUUGACGCUUCAAAAACCUGGAAUUGAUGAUAACAAAGAGGUGGCCACCGGAUGUGGAUUCGGAUUUGAUGCAAUUCAUAACGAAUAUAAAGUUAUUCAGUUGUACGAACGGUUAGAUGAUUCUACGUUGGGCUAUGAGGUUUUAACCUUGGGUACAGACAUGUCAUGGAGACGACCAAUCCAUCAAAAAGAUGUCCUUCUUCUUCCCAAAUUCAAGGAAUUUGAGUCCGGUGAAGGAGCAAUAUUUGUAGAGGGAUCACUGUACUGGCAUGCUACCGACCAGAUUUUGUGUUUUGAUGUUUCGAGACAAAGGUUUAAGUUGAUUCAGAUACCUGACAUGACGCAUCUAAAGUUGGGAUCGGGUCAGGAGCACUUGGUAGGAAUUGAUAGCAGUCUUUAUUAUAUGAAGCAUGAUAUAACUUAUAAAAGGCUGCAUAUGUGGAAGAUCCAGAGCAACUGCGCUGACAAGAAAAAUAUAUGGGAUAACGUUUACAGCAUUAAUGUAAGUCGUAUUAGUGUUCCAGAUACUCACAUCGCUCCGAUAUGCAUUCGAAAUAAGAAGAUUUAUCUGAGAUACAGGAAGGGAUUGGCUUGUUACGAUACAGAAAGCAGAGAAUUUCUGAAACCAGUUUUCAGAAAAGGAGAUGAUUAUUUUGAGUUUAUUGCCUACAGAAAGAGCAUUCUUUGUCUGAAAGAUAUAGUUGGCUCAUCGUUUGUUAUGUCUCUUGAGCCAAGCUGUUAA
This is a messenger RNA of Papaver somniferum (opium poppy), 768 nucleotides long. Its product is annotated as putative F-box protein At3g16210. The transcript has a single exon. The coding region runs from base 1 to 768 and encodes 255 amino acids. NCBI's taxonomy places the organism in Eukaryota, Viridiplantae, Streptophyta, Magnoliopsida, Ranunculales, Papaveraceae. The record is from RefSeq and is a predicted model, not a curated record.